GGCCGCGGCUGCAAACUUGCAGCGCUCCCCAGCUCGGCGCCGCCGCCAACGCCUCCCCCUCUGCGUCCCCGAGGGUCCCGCCGGGGUUGCGCCCCGAGCUUCCCCCCACCCUAGCCCCGACCAAGUGAACCCCCAGCCCCGGCCCGCAACCCCCGGGAGCCCCGAGCCAGCCUUCCCGGACGACGAUGCUGAAGAUGCUGUCCUUCAAGCUGCUGCUGCUGGCCGUGGCGCUGGGCUUCUUCGAGGGAGAUGCUAAGUUUGGGGAGCGAGGCGAGGCGAGCGCGGCGCGGAGGAGAAGGUGCCUGAACGGGAACCCCCCGAGGCGCCUGAAGAGGCGAGACCGGCGGCUCCUGUCCCAGCUGGAGGUGCUGAGCGGAGGGGAGGUGCUGUGCGGGGGCUUCUACCCGCGACUGUCCUGCUGCCCGCGGAGUGACAGCCCGGGGCUGGGCCGCCAGGAUCAGCAGCAGAUCCUGUCUGUCACCAACAGCACGGAAUGUGGGAAGUUACUGGAGGAGAUCAAAUGUGCGCUUUGCUCUCCCAAUUCUCAGAGCCUCUUCCACUCACCUGACAGGGAAGUUCUGGAACGAGACUUAGUACUUCCCCUGCUCUGUAAGGAUUAUUGCAAAGAGUUCUUUUACACUUGCCGUGGCCAUCUUCCAGGUUUCCUUCAAACAACUGCUGAUGAGUUUUGCUUUUACUAUGCAAGAAAAGAUGGUGGGUUAUGCUUUCCAGAUUUUCCAAGGAAGCAAAUCAGAGGACCAGCGUCUAACUACUUGGACCAGAUGGAAGAAUAUGACAAAGUGGAAGAGAUUAGCAGAAAGCACAAACACAACUGCUUCUGUCUUCAGGAGGUGGUGAGUGGACUUCGUCAGCCAGUUGGUGCCCUCCACAGUGGGGAUGGCUCCCAGCGGCUCUUCAUUCUGGAAAAGGAAGGUUACGUGAAGAUUCUUAGCCCCGAAGGAGAAAUUUUCAAGGAGCCUUAUUUGGACAUUCACAAACUUGUGCAGAGUGGAAUAAAGGGAGGAGAUGAAAGAGGACUGCUAAGCCUUGCAUUCCAUCCCAAUUACAAGAAAAAUGGAAAGCUGUAUGUGUCUUACACUACCAACCAGGAGCGCUGGGCCAUCGGGCCCCACGACCACAUCCUUCGGGUUGUGGAAUAUACAGUGUCCAGAAAAAAUCCCCACCAAGUGGAUGUGAGGACAGCCAGAGUGUUUCUGGAAGUAGCGGAACUGCACAGAAAGCAUUUGGGAGGACAGCUGCUCUUUGGCCCCGAUGGCUUUUUGUACAUCAUUCUCGGCGAUGGAAUGAUCACACUGGAUGAUAUGGAAGAGAUGGAUGGGUUAAGUGACUUCACAGGUUCCGUGCUGCGGCUGGACGUGGAUGCGGACGUGUGCACGGUGCCUUACUCCAUCCCCACGAGCAACCCGCACUUCAACAGCACCAACCAGCCCCCCGAGGUGUUCGCACACGGCCUGCACGAUCCAGGCAGAUGUGCUGUGGACCGACACCCCCCUGAUAUUAACAACAAUUUAACCAUAUUAUGUUCAGAUUCCAAUGGAAAGAACAGAUCAUCAACCAGAAUCCUACAGAUCAUAAAAGGGAAAGAUUAUGAAAGUGAGCCAUCACUUUUAGAAUUCAAGCCAUUCAGUAAUGGCCCUUUGGUUGGUGGAUUUGUUUACCGAGGCUGCCAGUCUGAAAGACUGUAUGGAAGCUAUGUGUUUGGAGAUCGGAAUGGGAAUUUCUUGACUCUCCAGCAAAGUCCCGUGAGCAAGCAGUGGCAAGAAAAGCCACUUUGUCUCGGCAGCAGUGGUUCCUGUCGAGGUCACCUUUCGGGCCAUAUAUUGGGAUUUGGAGAAGAUGAAUUAGGUGAAGUUUACAUCCUAUCAAGUAGUAAAAGUAUGACCCAGACCCAUAAUGGAAAGCUGUACAAAUUCAUAGAUCCCAAAAGACCUGUCCUUCCCGAGGAGUGCAGAGCCCCGGUCCAGCCUGCACAGACGAUGACCUCCGAAUGUGCCCGGCUCUGUCGGAACGGCUACUGUACCCCCACGGGCCAGUGCUGCUGCAUCCCCGGCUGGGAAGGGGACUUCUGCAGAAUCGCAAAAUGUGAGCCCGCCUGCCGGCACGGAGGUGUCUGCGUCAGACCCAACAAGUGUCUCUGCAAGAAAGGCUACCUGGGCUCUCAGUGCGAGCAUAUGGACAGAAGCAUCCGCAGGGUGACCCGGGCAGGUAUUCUUGACCAGAUCAUUGACAUGACAUCUUACUUGCUGGAUCUAACAAGUUACAUUGUAUAGUUCCUGGGACUGUGUGACUAUUUCCGACGGGCAUUUCUUUUCUCUCCUAUCAUUAAAAAGAAAGACUGUUAUCCUGCUCCACACUCCUGUGAUUUCAUUUUCUUCUAUUAAUUUAAAAAAAUGAUUUCCAGAAAUGUGCAGAUCCUGUGUGUGUACGGGGGGGCACAUCUGCUCAAA
Molecule: messenger RNA, 2468 nt
Organism: Sorex fumeus (smoky shrew)
Lineage: Eukaryota; Metazoa; Chordata; Mammalia; Eulipotyphla; Soricidae
Gene: HHIP
Product: hedgehog interacting protein
Exons: 13
Coding region: 186-2291 (701 amino acids)
Source: RefSeq, a predicted model, not a curated record